AUGGCACAGCUUGCUCUCCUGGAGGGAGGGGGAUGCAGAGCAGUGAAGAACCCUGCAAAUAGCAGCUGCCACGGCUGGCCAAUCCAAGGCCUUCGCUGGGUGACAAGGAAAGAACGACUGUCAAGAUUAAACUUGUUUCCUGUCAGCACAGGAGGACAUGGUCGCAGUUCUGUCCCAAAGAAAGAUGCAGAGGAGAUGUACCGGCAAACUGAUGAUUACAGUUUGGGUAAUUUUACAGUGUUUGAAGGAGGACGCUGCAGACCCAAGCAGUGGAGAGAGAACGACCACAUCAGGAAGCUGCAGAGAUACAGAAGUCAUCGUCUGGUGACCAAUCUCCACCGAGACACAGCUCGUGACCCAGAGUGCUUCAUCGGCUCAAUAAUCCAGCGGCCCUAUCCACACAAACCACUGACUUCACAAGUGCCAUUAAGAUUUCAGAUUAAAGUGAAUGGACAGAGUGGAGGUUUGGGAAUCUGUAUUGCAGGAGGAAAAGGGUCCGUGCCUUACCAAGAGAAUGAUGAGGGAAUUUUCAUUUCCAAAGUGUCUAAAGGAGGGCCAGCGGAGAAGGCAGGGGUUUGUGUCGGGGACAGAGUGCUGGAGGUCAACGGUCAAGACGUGCAGGAGGUGAGCCACCACGAGGCCGUCGGCGCCCUGAGGACUGCUGGGAGCUGUAUAAAAAUCAAGGUUCUCCGUGAGAGACGUGUGCCCGUGGAGCCGUUGGGACGCGAGAGGACUGAGACCAUGGCGACGGACCCACAGCUCAGCCAAGAGUGGGAUGUUCCAGUAAGCAGAGAUCGACCCAGUGCCCUGCAAUCCCCAGAUCCAACUCUGGACUGCAUGUUAUUGGAGAGCGUGAUUGAUGUUUCAACCUGCAAUGCAAACAGAUCGGAUGAUCUGGAGGAGGUAAGGCCAAUGAAAGACACGGAGAGCUCCAAUAACAAUGCCAUACAGGUUGUGAAAAACACCAUGACGAUACCUCGAAUUAUUCUGACUCAUCCCUCUACCUCGGAUGAAGACGCGGAGCUGCUGACACAGGGUCCCAAUGAAAGAGAUUUCUAUGACUUCAGUGGCUCCGAUGGUCACAUCUGCCCUGAUAGCUUGAACAAUGCUUUUAACCCAUAAGAAAACUCCAGAAGUCACUUGUUUACACUCUCUAUUUUAUACAGGUGGUAUCUUUCAAAGUGACAAUGAACAGGGAAAUGAUAUUGCUUUUAAAACCCUUACUAAAAUUAACCAUGGUUUUACUACAGUUAAGACCAAAAAAACAUGGUUACUGUAGUAAAACCAUGGUUACCACAAAAUAACCAUGGUUUUGACAACCAUGGUUUUCAAAAACCAUAGUUAAACCAUGGUUAGUGUAGUAAAACCUCGGUUUUGCUCAUAGUAAUCAAUUGACCAAAAAACCAUGGUUACUACACUUUUACCACAAUAAAACCGUGGUUAAUUUUCGUAAGGGAAACACUGUUUGUUCUUGUCAUUACCAUUUAAAACAGACCCAUCAUUUGUAGGUGGUUUUUGUUGUGCCUGAGAUUAUAAUACUUGCAAAUGAUGCUGAUGAUGACCCGUGGUAUAAAGCAUAGUAAACGUGUCAUUAAACACUAUUCAUGUCCCCGUAAACCACAUACCAACCAGGUUUCCAUGUUCUAUGUGGACAUAAUGGUUUUUAUACUGUACAAACUCAACCAAGUGGCCCUCGAGAUUCACUUUCCUGCAGAGUUUAGCUCCAGCCCUGAUCAAACAGACCUGAGCAAGGUAAUCAAGAUCUCAGGAAUACCAGAAAAUUGCCGACAGGUGUGUUUGAUCAGGGUUAGAGCUAAACUCUGCAGGAAAGUGAAUCUCGAGGGCCAGAGUUAAGAACCUAACACUAAAAAAAGAGAAAAACUUUCUGCCAACAAUUUCAAAUAAGCAUUAUUUAAUUUGAUUUAUAAGCUGGGUAACACUUUACAAUAAGGGUUAUUAGUUAACAUUAGUUAAUGUAUUAACUAACCUGAGCAAUACAUUUAUGUAAUAUGAUCAAUACAUACAGUAUUUAUUAAUCUUUGUUAAUGUUAGUUGAUAGAAAUAAAGCUUUUAAUUGUUUGUUCAUUUUAGUUCACAGUGCAUUAACUAACGUUAACAAGAUUUUAAUAAAGUAUUUGUCAUGGUUCUGCCAGCUUAUCCUGUGUUUAAUCUAGUCUUGUGGCAGGAUCAUGACAUGCUCAUGUUCUGUGUGGGAUCACGUGGGCUGAGUAUUGGUUUUACUAGACCACGUGUUCCCGGUGUCUUGUCACUUUUACUUCGCUCCCUUGUUACCCUCAUUGUUUAAUCCCAACCCAGUCUCACGGCAAGUCGUGUUAUAGUAACGAAAAUUUUGAUUCAUUUAUUCGUGUUU
Misgurnus anguillicaudatus (oriental weatherfish) is the source of this 2371-nucleotide messenger RNA. RefSeq lists its product as uncharacterized. NCBI's taxonomy places the organism in Eukaryota, Metazoa, Chordata, Actinopteri, Cypriniformes, Cobitidae. Gene Ontology annotation, biological process: receptor clustering; embryo development; establishment or maintenance of epithelial cell apical/basal polarity. Gene Ontology annotation, cellular component: cell junction; basolateral plasma membrane. Gene Ontology annotation, molecular function: protein kinase binding. The record is from RefSeq and is a predicted model, not a curated record.